Molecule: messenger RNA, 873 nt
Organism: Aureobasidium pullulans EXF-150
Lineage: Eukaryota; Fungi; Ascomycota; Dothideomycetes; Dothideales; Saccotheciaceae
Exons: 1
Biological process (GO): protein K48-linked deubiquitination
Cellular component (GO): cytosol; cell periphery
Molecular function (GO): cysteine-type deubiquitinase activity; K48-linked deubiquitinase activity; cysteine-type carboxypeptidase activity
Source: RefSeq, a predicted model, not a curated record
AAGAAGCAAAGAAAUGAGACAUACCAGAUCAAACAGAUCAACUGGUUCGAUGCUGCCGCUGGCCCUAACGGGUCCAUGCGCCGCUCCCCAAUACUGACUCAAAAUGCUAAUGGCCCUUGUCCUCUGCUCGCUCUCGUCAAUGCUCUGACUUUAUCCGCCCCCGAAUCACCAAAGACAAUCCUAGUCGACACUCUUAGCUCACGUGAGCAGAUCAGUCUCGGUCUCCUGUUGGACGCUGUCUUUGAGGAGUUGGCUAGGAGGACUGAAAUCUCAAAGAAGGCACUUCCGGAUGUUGGUGAUCUUUACUCCUUCCUCAUCACCUUGCACACUGGUAUGAACGUAAAUCCACGCUUUGUUCUUCCUCAAAAUGCUCCUCAAGGGCUACCCGGAUCGUUCGAUGAGACGAGAGAGAUGCGCCUCUACAGCACUUUCGACGUCCCUCUUCUUCACGGCUGGGUUCCGCCUUCAAGCUCAUCAGCAUACGAGGCAUUUGAUCGUUCGGCGAAAACAUUUGAUGAUGCACUAAACAUCCAGUUUGCUCAGGCAGAGCUUGAACAUAAACUAGGAACUGAUGGCUUGUCAAGCGACGAGCAGCAAAUGUUUGAAGAUAUCAUCUUCAUCAAGGAGUUCCUUUCUGGUUACCCAACGCAGUUGACUGAACAUGGCCUUAAGCUAAUGACUGAUUUUCUGAGACCUGGCCAGGUAGCAAUCUUAUUCAGGAAUGAUCAUUUUUCGACACUGUAUAAGCAGCCGAGGACUGGCACUCUUAUGAACCUUGUCACAGAUGCGGGAUACUCAUCUCACGAUGAAAUCGUCUGGGAGAGCCUAGUGGACGUUAGCGGCGCCGCAGGAAGCUUCUUCUCGGGCGACUUU